AUGGGGAGACGAAAGAUUGAGAUCAAGGCCAUCAAGGACGAUCGGAACCGCUCCGUGACGUUCCUCAAGCGCAAAGGUGGUCUUUUCAAGAAGGCGCAUGAGCUCUCCGUCCUCUGCUCCGUCGAUGUCGCCGUGAUUAUCUUUGGCAAUAAUAAGAAGCUCUUCGAUUACUCGAGUACCGAUAUUGGCGAUAUUCUGACAAGAUAUCAAUAUUAUGGAGGCGCUCACGAACACAAAGGCCCUGCCGACUUCAGUGGGAAGGGAAAGGAUAUGGAUGACGAGGAUGAUGAAGAAGGGUCGGGUGCGUCGCAGCAUCACGGAUCGGUCGAGCCCCAAAUGAUGCCUCCCCAUGCAUUCCCCAACCAACCUCAGUUCCAUACUAUUCGACAUCAAACUCCUUCAGCCUCCCCGCCAAUUCCCAAUGGUGUCUUCCCACAUCAUCCGCAACAGCGACAACAUACCCCGCAACCGCAGCCUCAACCCCAUCCUGGAUCUCGUCCGUCCUCGAGAAAUGCGCCUAGAAGACAGAGCUCGAACCUUGUUCCUCAGCAGCAUCCCCAACCACCCAACGGCUAUGCGUAUAUGCCAAACCCAGCGAUUUAUAACCCUCAUAACCCUCCGCCAGGCCCACCACAUCCACAUGGUCUACCACCUCAUAUGCAAGGUCCCCCAAUGCAAGGCCCUCCGCAAGGCAUGCCACAGCAAGGGCCAGGACCGCAAUACUCAAAUUAUGCGCCCCAACCUCCCCCACCGCAGCAGCAGCAGCAGCAGCAACAGCAACCGCCGCAACCUCAGCAGCAUCCACAUCCACAACAAGUACAGCAGAUGUAUAUGGAGGAGCAACGGAGGGCUUCAGUGCCGGCUUUUCCCCAACAACAAGACCGACCCCCUUCUCGCCCGAAUGUUUCCCCACCGCAGCCACAACCGCAGCAGGUACCGCCACCGCAGCAGCAGCAGCAACAGCAACAGCAACAACAGCAGCAGCACGAGGACCGUCCCCAGAUAAAGCUCGAGCCGCAACAACAACCAGAACAGCAAGAACAAGAGCCGGAGCAGCAAUCCCAUGCCCCUCAGCAGCAGCAGCAGCAGUUGCUUGAACCGGUAAAGCGCUUAUCAGUAAAAUCCCGCAGUAUAUUUACCCCAAUAGACGAGUCCCGUUCCAUUCUAUCUCAGCAUUGGGCCUCGUCAACAUCCAAUGCAGAACCACGGAGUGAGCCAGCGCCUUCUUUGAACAACCCCAACCGCGCUCAAUCUGUGGAUGUUGGGGCCGUCUCUCGCGCAAACCCCAAUAACUCUCCCCCUCAGCCAGCUCGAGCCAACACGCAUAACAAAAGCCGAGUGUCCCUAUCUUCCCUGCCUGAUGGUUUCAAGCCGCCGUCGAGGACCAACUCGGCUCAAUUAGGAGGUGGCAAGCGACCCGUGUUGAAGGUCCAAAUUCCAGAGGAGAAUUCGGACGACGAAGCCGGGACUGGUAACUCAAAUUCCAGCCCUCGGUCAUCAACCAAUAUACCGGGCUCCCAUCCACGGCAAAAUGGACAUGACUCGCACGGUUCUGGCGUGGUCCUCCCUCCACCGUCACCCUCGGCUUCUGCACUCCUUUCAGCUGGCGCAUCUGGACCGCCAAAUCCCUUCGCGCGCCCACAUCACCCAGUCUCCCAACCUUCGCAGAACUCAAAUGCCAGUGGUGGCAAUAUGAUAGAUACGCCGGUCUCCGCCCUUCCCAGCCGCUUCAUGACCAACGAAUUCCUUCCUAGUCCUAGUAGCUUCUAUCCUGAGUGGAAUUUCCGGGGGAGCGACAGCAACACCCUGCCUAGUCCUCUGAACUUCGCGACUCCUGUAGUGGGGACGGGUCCGAGUUUUCUGCGAGAGGAUUCUGGCGACCGAGCAAACACUAGCAACGGGAAAAGAAAAACCCCUGAUGCGGAGGGAGGCAGUGAUAGCGGUCCCGCAGAUGUGAAAAGGGCAAAGCACGAAGCUUAA
Messenger RNA from Venustampulla echinocandica, 1980 nucleotides. RefSeq lists its product as uncharacterized. Gene Ontology annotation, molecular function: protein dimerization activity; RNA polymerase II cis-regulatory region sequence-specific DNA binding; DNA-binding transcription factor activity, RNA polymerase II-specific. Bases 1 to 1980 code for a protein of 659 amino acids. Lineage: Eukaryota; Fungi; Ascomycota; Leotiomycetes; Helotiales; Pleuroascaceae. The record is from RefSeq and is a predicted model, not a curated record. The transcript has 3 exons. Gene Ontology annotation, biological process: positive regulation of transcription by RNA polymerase II.